AUGCCAGAAAGACCCAUUUAUUUAUUAAACAGAGACGAACCAAGUCCUGAAGAAUUGAGAGACAGUGAAGAUAUUCUUUUAUUUUUACAUGAAGGAAGUUAUACAUUUAAGAAAAGUCAUGAAGAAAUAAAAUUAGAUCUAAUAAAUCAUGAUGUUGAACUCUACUUUAUAAUAACAGAAGAUGAAAUACAAGAGAAAUAUAAAACGUCGAGUUACGAUGAAUACUCAGUAGUUGAAUCACCGGAUGGCAAGUUAUACAGGUACCACGAGUUGAGUGUAUGUUGGUUGAAAGGAGGAUUUAUGGCGCUCCCUGAUACCAGGUCGGAAAAAUUGGAAGUUUACGUUGAUACCGAUUAUAUUCCUUGUAAAGAGAUAGAAGAUAUUGUUGUUGUAAAGAAAGGUACUAUUGACGAAAAGGAAAUUGCCUUACAAGGGUUAGAGAGAACGCAUUUUAAGUAUCCCGAAUAUAUAAUCAUGAAAGAAAAUAAAGUCCUAAUCAAGAGUUGGAUAAGGGAAUAUGAUGCAUAUAAAGAAGUCAAAGGUGAUAUAAAGGAUAUUGUUGAACGUAUGAAAUACGAUACUUUUUUACUGUGA
This is a messenger RNA of Lizanozyma spartinae, 594 nucleotides long. RefSeq lists its product as uncharacterized. The coding region runs from base 1 to 594 and encodes 197 amino acids. Lineage: Eukaryota; Fungi; Ascomycota; Pichiomycetes; Serinales; Debaryomycetaceae. The record is from RefSeq and is a predicted model, not a curated record. The transcript has a single exon.